Messenger RNA from Medioppia subpectinata, 1843 nucleotides. The record is from the annotation of a GenBank genome assembly. NCBI's taxonomy places the organism in Eukaryota, Metazoa, Arthropoda, Arachnida, Sarcoptiformes, Oppiidae.
AGCGGCCACUCUAAUGAAUUUAAUCGUGAAAAGCACACGAUUUGAGAAGAUAUGGUCCGAGACAUCAAAACAGCCCAUCGUUUACGACGAGUCAAAAAGCACACGAUUUGAGAAGAUAUGGUCCGAGACAUCAAAACAGCCCAUCGUUUACGACGAGUCCCGAAUAUACGUCACGUAUCAAAAAUACGCCAAUAAUUAUUAUAAUUACUAUACCCAAUGUCUAGCGCUGUGUGGAAAAGACGGUUUGCCUUCAAAGCUAUACCGGCUUCAGAAGAAUGUUAAAUGUACACCACUUCCUCGCGAUGACUAUAAGCCAUACUUUUUGGCCGUCACUUCCGAUAAUUGGCUCAUUAGAUACGAUAACGUGAGCGGAAAAGUAUUGCAAGAGAUAUACUUGGGAUACGUUCACAAGAGAAAUGCUUAUGUUCUCGAUUGGGAAACCAGAAUAGAAUCCAUAGCACUAUUAUGGCCACAAUUGCCAACCGUUAAUAAUAACGUGCCGAACACGCAUCAGCUUAAAGCAGUGAUUAUGGUCGUCAUCUUUAAGAUAAUGCCCAUUAGAUUCGUCGGACGUUUUGAAGUCAAUCAGACGACCUUUGGAGAGGAUCUAAAGGGCAUUGACGUAUCAGAAGGACUUUUUAUUGUAGGAAUUGGUUCCCAAAAAAAUGCUAAAAUUCGUAUUUAUAGUCUCCACGAAAUUCUUAAUCAAACGAAUCGUUUGUUUGAAGCGACUCUUGACAAGAAGUGUCCGGAAUUGGGCGGAAAGACCGGUCAAUACCCGUUUGGACUGCCAUUAAAUUAUAAGAUCAAAACCGCUCCACCGGUUCUGUUUGAAGUAAAUACCUCCGCAACUCCGAUAUUUGGAGGCCAUCCGUGGCAUUACGUGACCAACCCUUCCAACAGUUCCGGAGUAUUUGAAGUGCGAAACGUUGCGACCAAUGAAUUGGCAGAAAACGGUCGCUUUGUUGUCCGAAACAAUACAACAUUUGCCGAUACAUUGACUUUCCAUACGGACGACACGGGAAGACUGGUCUACGAAUCGGGAAAUUAUAUUAAAUUUUAUCAAAUCUUUGGCGAAAAGAAUCCAUAUUCUAUACGACAACAGUUUGAAAUGAAAGUUAGGUUUAAUGACAAGAAUGGGGUAAAUAAUGGCACCGAAAUCACGAGAAGAGUUAACGCUCGACGCGAAGCAAAGAAAAAUAUUUGUUACGCCGAAAAAUCUUGGCAACAAAUUUUAGCCACACAUUUUGAGAAUGAAUUGGAUAUGUAUUCAAUUUUGGAAACCAAUACUCAAUUGGGUCAUCAGAAGAAUAACGGAAUGAUCACUAUUUGCGAUAACAAUACUGGAGAGAUAUUACAUGAGAUUUCGUUAGGACUUACACUUAAUGAACACUCAGACUAUGAAUUAAUUAUGGAUUUGGACACAAUUAUUAUUACAUAUCAUGAAUAUAUGAAUGCGAUGGCAAGUCCGGGUCUCAGAGUUAUAAUCGCGUUUUUUCAUAUAGUCCAUACACAUGUUAUGAAAAACUGUUUGAUAAUAGCAGUAGACGCAUUUGGACCGUUUGUAUACGUCUAUAUAUUUCAUAAACGCGAUUAUAACUCUGAGACCCUCUGCAAGUAUUGGCUUAAAGUUGAAGUGAAGGUCUUUCCCAACACUCGACGCGAUAACAGACAAUUAGGACUCAAAUUAAAUUUGUCGGAGAGAUGGGUGUCGAGGAUGUCGUCGACAGCCGGCAAAGAAUCAGUCAAAACGCGUCCAUUGAAUCGGGUUUUGAUCGCAAAUCGCGGAGAGAUUGCCAUAAGAGUGAUGAAGAGUGCGAAACGAUUGGGUCUUCAGACGAUU